Messenger RNA from Bactrocera tryoni, 3477 nucleotides. It is a transcript of the gene CRMP, whose product is annotated as dihydropyrimidinase. The record is from RefSeq and is a predicted model, not a curated record. Gene Ontology annotation, biological process: pyrimidine nucleobase catabolic process. The coding region runs from base 597 to 2417 and encodes 606 amino acids. Gene Ontology annotation, molecular function: dihydropyrimidinase activity. Gene Ontology annotation, cellular component: cytoplasm; cytosol. Lineage: Eukaryota; Metazoa; Arthropoda; Insecta; Diptera; Tephritidae. The transcript is spliced from 9 exons.
AACGUAUUAGUUGAGUGGAAAACGUGAGCGUGUUUGGAACGUGUCAGUCUAACUAGUGGCUAACUAAGCAUUGCAUAAAAGUUCUAAAUUUAUAGAAAAUUAUUUGGUGAUUUUUCUGUCGGCAAAAUUAGCCGUGAAUUAACGUAAAAAACAAAAAUAAUAAUUACAGUGAAUACGUAUAGGUAAAUUUGGGUUGAGAAAGCUAGUUAGAAGUUAUUGAUUAUAAGCGUCAUGAGCGUAAAGAAGCGGUGCACUGUAUGUACAUAACGCGCGGUUAAAGUGUAUCUAUACGAACUUUCGACAGUGGAUUUGUAUCGGAAAAUUUGCAUCUACAAAAAAUAAGUGUGCGCAAAGAUAAAAUAGCUAAGAAUUGAAAAAUAAGCAAGAAAGUAAAAUUUUUGGAAAACAAAAGCAAAUAUUCUAAAUACUAAAAAAUUAAUUGAAUUGCGUAAAAUUAUUUUAAUUUUUUUAUCUAUUGUAAAAUAUCAAAAGUGUAUCGGAAAAAGUCGACUCAAACAGCAUCUUUUACAUUUGCAGGAUAAUUGAAAGCCGUUUGUAGAAAACUCGCACGUCCAAAAAGAUAAAUUUCCAAAAACAUGGCGACAAGUCCAAAACCCGUCAAGAAGGUGCCCAUCCACCUUCAGAGCUCCCAGAACCGCGUCUAUAUCAAGAAUGGACACAUCGUCAACCACGACAAGUCAUUUAAGGCCGAUAUUUACAUUGAGGAUGGCAUAAUUAAAUUUGUUGGAUCCGCAUCCGAUAUCGUUGUGCCCGGCGGCGUACGCAUUGUGGAUGCUGCAAACAAAUUGGUGCUGCCCGGUGGCAUUGAUCCACACACUCACAUGCAGCUGAAAUUCGGCGGUUGCGUCGCUGUAGACGAUUUCUAUCAUGGCACCAAAGCGGCCGUAGCUGGCGGCACCACCACUAUCAUUGAUUUCGUGCUGCCCGACAAGGGUGAAUCGCUCGUUGAAGCCUACGACAAAUGGCGUGCUUGGGCUGAUCCCAAGGUCUGCUGUGAUUAUGCGCUCCAUGUGGGCAUCACUUGGUGGUCGAAAUCUGUGUCUGAAGAAAUGAAAAUCAUGUGCGAAGAGCUGGGCGUCAAUUCUUUCAAAAUGUUCAUGGCUUACAAGGGUCUGUAUCAGUUGAAUGAUUCGGAGCUUUUGGAGGCUUUCGAGCGCAUACGAGCGUUAAAUGGUGUUGCACAGGUGCAUGCUGAGAAUGGCGAUAUUAUUGCUAAGAAUGUGCAGAAAUUACUGGCUGCUGGCGUUACUGGUCCAGAGGGUCAUGAGCUCUCGCGGCAGGAAGAAGUAGAGGCUGAGGCAGUCAACCGAGCCUGUAUACUGGCACAUCAGGUCGAUUGUCCGUUAUACGUAGUGCAUGUAAUGAGUAAAUCGGCGGGCAUUGAGGUGGCGCGUGCGCGCAGACGCUACAAAAAUACCGUCAUCUAUGGCGAAACCUUGGCUGCGGCGCUCGGCACCGACGGCACCAACUACUGGCACGAAUGUUUCCAACAUGCAGCGGGUCACGUGCUCAGUCCACCACUACGUCCCGAUCCAACGACGCCCGCCUUUAUGAUGAACCUAUUGGCGAACGAUGAUCUGCAGACAACCGGCAGCGACAAUUGCACCUUCAACAAGGAGCACAAGGAGUUAGGCAAAGGCAACUUCACCAAAAUACCGAACGGUGUCAACGGCGUCGAGGAUCGCAUGUCUGUUGUUUGGGAGAAAGGUGUGCAUGCUGGCCUAUUGGAUCCCUGCCGCUUCGUUGCCGUCACCAGCACCAAUGCCGCCAAAAUAUUCAAUCUUUAUCCACAAAAAGGACGCAUCGCCGUGGGCUCGGAUGCUGACAUUGUCAUUUGGAAUCCAAAUGCUACACGCACCAUUUCCAAGGAGACGCAUCAUCAUGCUUGCGAUUUCAACAUUUUCGAGGGCAUGGUAUGCCAUGGUGUGCCCGAAAUGGUUUUGGUGCGCGGACGCAUUUGCGUCGAAGACGGCAGCGUACGCGUCGCCGAAGGUUAUGGGCGUUUCGUUAAUACACCAACACGUCCGCCAUAUCUCUACGAUGUGUUGGAGGGUAAGAUUGCAGCCAACGAAGAGCACAAUGGCGAAGAGCAUGAAGAGCAAUUGAAUAACGGUUUGAAGAAAUUGGAUUUGGGCGCUUUGGAAAUCGAAAUACCGUAUCAGGAGCCCAUCUCACGCACAUUGCUCUCCAUGCCGGGUGCUGGCGGUUCCGUAGCCAGUACACCAUCGGGCCGUGGACGCGUCGAAGGUACACGUAACAUGCAAGAAUCAACGUUUUCCGUUAGCGGUAAGCAAUCAGGCUUAGUUAAUUCAAAUGAGGAGCUGGAUAAAUCUGGCAAUCGCUCGUGUAUUCGUGUCAGGAAUCCACCAGGCGGCAAGUCUUCGGGUUUCUGGUAAAUCAAUGCAACCAUGCGCAGUCAUCACACACCGGCAUCAAAUCGCACAAUUCGAUACAUCCAUACAUACAGACAUACUUACAAACAUAGUUAAGUAACUGUAAGAGAUUUGCGAAAUGGCUAAAUGCCUACAUACAUACUUAUAUACAGAUAUGUAUAUAUUGUUUUUGUUUGUAAGCAGAAUGUGGUUUAUUGCAACAACAUAACACACACACACACAUACUUACACAUAUAAAAAUCGCAAAAGACGUGUUCCCAAAAUUACAUCAAUCAAAAGUGUGAAUGGAGAAGCUACCAAACCAAAUCUACCAAAUCUUUGUACUACGCAUAAAACAUGAACGAAUAGCAAAUGAAGUUUAUAAAUAUCUAAAUUUAAUUAUACAACAGUUAAUUCAUAUAAUCAUGCAUACCUACAUACAUAUGCAAAUGUAAAUGUAUGCGCUAUGUAUGUGGACUUGUACAAGUAUAUAUGUAACCACAUCAGCGUAAACUAAAUAGUGAAUAUUAUUAAAUAUAAUUGUAAUAUCUGCUUAUUGUGCAAUCAUAUUUCAUGUGUUAGCUUAAAUUUAUAAUUAUUGUUUUCGUUUUUUUUUCAACUAUAAUAUAUUUAAAUAUUUGUUUUUGUACUUUUAACAUACAUACAUACAUAUAUAAAUUGUGAUUAAACACACAAGUGAAUUUAAAAUUAAUUUUGCCUUUACACGCCUUUCUUCAUUAAACGCACGAGCCAAAACCACCCGUCUCCUCCCCAUCGUGAGUAGCUAUGUACAUACAUACAGAGAACGGGUCUUGGCGACGCGUGUCCCCCACAUAUUUUCCUAAGUGACUUAUAAACAUAAAUAUGUAGAUGCACUUUUCUCCUUCCGUUGGACACAUUUACAAGCAAAUAUACUUACAAAAUGAGGAAGCGAUUAUUUGUAGAUCGUUCACUUGCAUGAUUAGCGUAAAUUUGUAAGACGAUUUCUACCUAAUUUUUAUUCAUAUUGAAAUAAUAAUAAUAAUUAUAAUAUAAAAUACAAAUUAACAUUUAAUAAAACAUCAACGUUGUAUGCUAAAAUUCA